CGUACUCCAGCGGCGGACCGUCCACACUUGCGUGUAGCCGCACCCGGCUUCGCGCUCUUCGCUUUUGUCGAAAUAAUUUGUGAAAGCAGCUUGUUUGGAAAGUUAAUCGGCGAUGCAAACGAUUUUUUGAGAAUUCUCGGAAGUGACAGUGGCAGUGAGGUGAAGUGCGUCACAGUUUCUCCGAGUUCGAUCUUUUUGGGCGUUCUGUAGAAACGAGCAGAGGUAGCGCGGCGCGCACAAGAGGCCGCCUCUAGGAAAAGAGCGCGUCUCACGCGUUGCGCUACAUCGGAGUUAUGCGAUGUUCGUGAAACUAUCGCGGAACGACAUAGGAAAUGAUGAAAAAAAUUCGUAACUGAUCGAAGUGAAAGCGAUUUGUAAUAAGCGAAUCGAUGUUGUUGUAGGUGUGCGUGGAUUCGCAAUGAUUUUUGUCUGGUCGAACCGGGAGUAAGAAAAGAGGCUGGCGCGCACCGAGUCUACCUCGGUAAAAGACCGCGUCUCGCAGGUUUGCCGUGUGCUGCGAUAGCUAUUGUGCGAUACGAUUGUCUAAGCUUAUCGAUAUUCUUAAAAUUGUAGUACUUGUCAUCGCAUACGAUCGAGGUGAUAGAGCGUAGAAAGAUUUAGCGAACAGUUUGUACACAGUGUCAACACGUACAAAGGUAUCGUACAGGGAACGCAACCGGCGACGAUAUAUCCCGCGUGGUACGUAUACGCAUAUACGCGUAUAACAUAUAUACACGUAAGCGCGAAUACGCGUUGGUGUGGCAUGCACAUAAGGACUGUGGACUCAUAAAAUCGUGGUGUAUCGUUUAGUCGCGUGUAUCGAAGUGGCCUGUCGCGAAGCGCGCUUACAGAAAGAGAGCCAAUACUGUGGAAAAGUUGUUGGACAAACGGUGAGGGAGAGAGAUCAGCGAAAGAGGAAAGGUAUCCGUUUUGUUGGACGAUUGGCGCGUGGCGAAAACGUUCGACGGUCACUUGGCACGUAUGUAGUGCGAUUAUUCCCCGAUUAUACCGUUUCGUCCUCGUGAAGAAGGCAUUAUUUAUGGGUGCAUGGAUCGGUGGAUUUUCACAAGCGAAACAAAAGAGAAAGAUAGCAAGCAAUUUCGAAUUAAUACGAAGACAGUUCUCUUUGUUCGGACUGCGAUACCUCGAUAACGAUUUGUUCGAAUUUUAAAUCGUCAGUGAGGACGAUUACCGGAAGGAAGUUACGUACGUGGACACGAAAGUAUCCUGACGUCGUUAAAAGUGCGUGUAAAGGGUGUGAAAUGCGUCGCGCUGCAGUUCGAUGUUCGAUCCAGCAGCGGCGGACGACCUGACUUUGUCAGAUUGCUUCUUCGUCGCCGUCGUAUACACCUCUCUCGGCUUCAGUCCAACAAUGGAUCAGCGCAGUUGUGGUACGCGAUUCGAAAUUCUCUCCCGGUAUCGGACAUAAGACGGUAGAAAGUGAUAAUUCGUGAGCUUCGUUUUCCUAGCCGCGUUUAAUCGCUUUACUCGGCUGAUUAACGCCAAACAGUUAGCGGACAUUUCGCGCGUUCCGAAUGCGCCAUAGAUUUUGCACGUUAUUGACUUGGUCGAUCCGUGCAAUCGAUAAUAUUGCAUCACGUUAACGAGUUUCAUCGGUCGUGUUAUUUUUCUCAUUUCAAUCCGAUAUGCUUGUACAGUUGAAAAAAAAAAGCGACUAGACAAUCCGUAUACGUAGAAAUAUAUUGAGAUACACGUUUUUAUUAUAACGUAUUGCUUCCACUUGUUUAUAUGUGUAAGAACGAUUCUGCGCUUGAUACGAAGCGGAGCGGACUGUUUCCACCGCAAGAAUGAUCGACAUUUUAUCUACCCAUUGUUUCGAAUGGUAAUCAAGAACUUUCGAUAUUUACGCGAUAAUAAAUUGAGAUAGGUAUACGGUUGCAAGAGUUUCGCUUUCAUGUUACGUUCUAAGAAGAAUCAUUUCGAAAACAGAGCGGACAUUUAUGCGAAAGUCAACUAAAUGAUAAAGUAAGAGCGGAUGUAUACGCGCAAUAUAUAGAAUUUUGCCGGUCGUUAUGACAUCACGCGCGAAUGCAUCGAGCACCGUGAAAACGUGCAGAGAUCAUCGUGAAACGAAUUUACAUUGGUCCUAUGUUCUUUUUAACGAUCGUGUGAAUAGAAAUUGUCAGAUAUACUAUUGUGGCAGAGAAGAUUUUAUCGACGCGUAAUAAUGCAGCAACACCGAGUAGAAACGCAAAUACUCCAUGAGGAGCAAAUCCUGGAGGCAAUAGAUCAGUUGCGUCGACGAAAGGCGCGACCCGACGCUGAUCGCAUCUGCAACUACUUACUAAGGAAGUUUUCGGUAGAUGCACGGGACACCAUAGCCGAUCUUCAUCGGUUAAUCGAAGCAGAAAAAGUGAUACAGGUCGACUAUAAGGGUAAUACUAGUUACCGAAAUGCCUCGAAAUGGUCACGGUUACAGCUUUACAAAAAUCGACCGGAGGGUUUCGUCAAAGAGAAAUUAAACUCCGGGAUGGUAGCGGGUGCCGUGGCAGAACUCGUUGUCGAGGAGCCAGAUUACCUUGAUCAAGGUGUACCAGCUUACAGAUUGAUUGAACAGUUGCUUGAUGGUGUCUCAAAUCCUACUUCUAGACGUAUGGUAGAAGAUUUUCUUGGAAAAGAAGUAGCAAGUGGUAAUUUGACGCGUCUUUCUAACGGCAAUUACUCGUUGGUGGCGACGUCUGACAUGACAACCACCGCUGAGCCACAUCGAGAAUCUUUUACCCUUGAGAAUGGAAACGUGCGACGUAAGGAAUUACAAACUGUUUCAUCAACCACAGGUGGUCUUUAUGAUUUUGACGAAACAGAAAACCUGACGAUUACGGACUCUAGGUCGAAUACACCGAGGUCCUCGCGUCAGGCAAGCCCCAAAUCUGAUCCACAGAUCAGAAAAGAAGAAUGUUUCGAGAUAAUCGUUGGAAGAAACGAAAAUACCGAAUCAUCAGUAGAACACGAUUCUUCGAAAGAACGAGAACCGCAGGAGCCAUCGCAAACCUCCGUUGAAGACGUGAAAGAAGACUCAAAAAAUACGGAUAAUCAGACUCAUAACCUUAAAAGGUCGUCGAAAGCUGAGCGUAAACAGCGCCUACUAGUUCGAACAGACGACCCUAUGGACAUAGAGAUCAAAUUUGAGGACUACCAAAAAGAUAAUAAAGAAGAAAUAAAUUCGCAAAAAGAAAAGAGAGAAGAGACUGGACAUUUGAGCGAAGAACGAGAGGACGAGGAUGCGGGGAGAAGUUCCACUAAUCCUUCGCCUACGCCAUCCAACACUAAUGUUGGAGGCUUUCGUAGUGCUCGUAGAAAGAGAGCAAAAAAAGUAUUUGAUCCUUCUGACAAUAAUCUUGUAAAAAGAAAACGUGGGAGACAACCAGGCUCGCAAAAUAAAUCUUCUAUACCUCAAGAAUCGCAGGAUUCUUCUAAAACAACUGUUAAGGAUGGACCUUGUAGACAAUGUAGUCUUUGUGCCAAAGAAAAGCAAGAGACUUUAGUUGCUUGUCGUGAUUGUACUGUACGAGCACAUCCAAGUUGUAUUUAUAGUCCAGAAGAAAUGAUUCAAAAAGCAGGUAGCAAUUGGCAAUGUGAACGUUGCAAGAGUUGUACAAUAUGUUGUGAAACCUCAGACGCUGGACCACUUGCAACAUGUUUUACUUGUGAUGAUGCUUACCAUUAUUAUUGCCACACACCACGUAUAAUAAUUCCUAAAUCAAAUUCAAAGUGGCAGUGCAAUGAUUGUGUUCAAAAACAAUAUAAAACAAAUAUAAACCAGAAUAUUAAUCUGGUUACUAGCAGGCCUGAUACGCCAUCAAAUCCGCCUGUGUUACCCCCAGUUCUAAGUCCUCAAGUUUCCCCUGCUAGAGGAUCUUCCGACCAAAUGGAAGAUGAUGGUCCAAGAGAUGGAAUUGAUCCAAAUAUACCUGAUGCUUCUAAUUGGACAUCUGAACAAGUAUAUCAAUAUUUUGCAAGACUUUUUCCGAAAGAAGCAGAAGUAUUCAGACAACAGGACAUUGAUGGCAGUUCUUUAUUAUUACUGAAACGGUCUGAUGUGUUAAGUGGACUUGAUUUACUUCUAGGUCCGGCAUUAAAAAUAUAUAGACAUGUAUUAAAAUUACAAGUGAGAAGAGAUGAUCCAAAACUUUAUUGGCUGUAAAUGCUUUAAUUACUUAGGAUAAUAUUUAAACAAAGUUAAUUAUACUGUACAAAUUGAUUCCUUUUAUAUUUAAGAAUUAAAUAUUUUUUUGAUUCAGGAUACUUUUUUAUACUGUACAUAUUGUGGCUAUCUUGAAUUAAAAAAAUAAUUCUUUAUCAUAGAAAACUUCAAACUAACGUAAAAAAUAAUAAAAGAAUUUCAAAAUAGUUUUGUUUUUUGUACACAAUUUUUUGCAUUAAAUAGAUUAAAUGACUUACUAUUAAUGUAAACCUUCCUUAUUACAGUAGAAUAUACUUAUGUUCGAUGAUUGUAAUCAACAUUUUAAAAGGUGCUAAUCUUGUCACUUGUUACGUGUUAAAGUUAACUUCCUGUCUCAUAAUAAGAAUUCUAAAAAUUGUUCUGUUUGAAUAAAAUAGUGCGAAUAUGGAGUAUAAUAAAAAGUACUAUUUGCAUACCUUAUCUUUUUUUUUAUUUUUGCAGUGUAUAAUGAGAUAAUAAAUAUUAAUACAAUAAAUUAGCACUACCCUAUGUAAGGAACAUGA
Molecule: messenger RNA, 4707 nt
Organism: Bombus huntii
Lineage: Eukaryota; Metazoa; Arthropoda; Insecta; Hymenoptera; Apidae
Gene: Lint-O
Exons: 5
Coding region: 2189-4165 (658 amino acids)
Molecular function (GO): protein binding; DNA binding
Source: RefSeq, a predicted model, not a curated record